CUCUUUGGGGUCAGGGUUAGUUGCUGUAUUUGACUGUUACAUAGGCGAAGAAGGCAGAGAUAAAGUCAGGGCUGUAGCUUCCUUUCUCCCUGGCACGCUCCCGGGUGGCGGUGGGUUCGGGCGAUGGCUAGGCGGAGGCCUGCACCCCAAGCUCGCUCUGCACCCCUAUCCCGGGGCCGGGAAGCCGCGCCCACCCUGGUGAAAUUUCCAGAGGCCGGGUCAGGCCCGGCUGAACUCUGCAGGGCUGGGCCCGCCGGCGGAGGUCGACCUUAAAGAACCCGGGAAUUCGGCGCCGAGCCCCAGCGGCUUACCCGCAGCUAUUUCUGUAUCUAAGCCAAGGUCACUCUUUAAGUCGGUCCCUGCGAGCUGGGCGUCGCGAGGCCUGAUGCAGGCGAGGAUGGCAUUCCCUGUGGAUUUGCUGGAUAAUUGCACACAUGAGGAACUGGAAAAUUCUGCUGAGGAUUACCUCUCUGAUUUAAGGUGUGGGGACCCUGAAAAUCCAGAAUGUUUUUCUCUUCUCAAUAUUACGAUUCCUAUUAGCCUGUCAAAUGUAGGCUUUAUACCUCUUUAUGGUGGAGAUCAGACCCAGAGAAUUCUUGCUCUUUUUGCACCCGAGGAUUCACUCACAGCUGUGGCACUUUACCUUGCUGAUCAGUGGUGGACUAUUGAUGACAUUGUGAAAACAUCUGUCUCUUCUAGAGAGGGGCUGAAGCAGGUGAGCACUCUUGGGGAAAGAGUGGUUCUGUAUGUUCUCAAUCGAAUUAUUUAUAGAAAACAGGAAAUGGAGAGAAAUGAGAUUCCAUUCCUGUGUCAUAGCAGUACUGAUUAUGCUAAGAUUCUGUGGAAGAAAGGAGAGGCCAUUGGGUUUUAUUCAGUUAAGCCUACAGGAAGCUCAUGUGCCUCAUUUCUUACCCAAAGUUACCAACUGCCAGUUCUUGAUUCAAUGUUUAUAAGAAAGAAACACAGAGGCAAAGAUUGGGGGCUUCAGAUGCUAGAGGACUUUGUUGAUUCCUUUACAGAAGAUGCACUUGGCCUGCGGUACCCACUGUCUUCUCUCAUGUACACAGCUUCCAGGCAGUACUUUGAAAAGUAUCCAGGAGAUCAUGAGCUCCUUUGGGAAGUUGAAGGUGUAGGCCAUUGGCACCAGCGAACACCAGUCACCAGAGCAUUACAGCGAGAAGCACUUAAAAUGACAGAGGUUUCUCACCAUGAAGCCAAAAGAUCUGGGUCUGGGGACUGUGGUCUUGCUACUGUGCCAGAAUAUGAACCUGGAAUGGAAGACAAUCAGUCUAGUGAGAUGCAGAUUGAUUCCCUAAAAGAUGCCUUUGCCAGCACUUCUGAAGGUCCUGAAAAGACACCUGUUUCCACUCGUACCCGAAGUAGUCAUCUCAAGCGACCAAAGAUUGGAAAGCGGUUUCAGGAUUCUGAAUUUAGCAGUCCUCAGGGUGAAGAUGAAAACACUGCCCAGACUUUAUCUGUUGCUUCCGUAAACAAAUUAGAGUUUACUGCACGCACAUCAGAGAGCUCAGAAGAAUUCCCAGAAGAAGAGCCUGAGCAGAGAGCUGAAUUUGAAGAUGAAAGCAGUGAUAAAGAUAUUCAGCCUUCACCAGAAACUCAGCCUCGCCUGGAGAAACAAGAUGGUGGAAAAGACUCUGAAUUGGAGCCUGUGAAUGGUGAGGUAGUGAAUGAUACUCUUAAGACUUCACUUAUAACUGAACUGGAAGACUCUGCCAGUGAAGGUUUAGAAGAACAAAUGAAAGCGCAAUCUGUUAAUUCCAGUGAAGACAAUGUCAAUCUUGUCCCACUAGUAGCAGAACCUUCAAAAACCCCUGAGGCUACACCUAAGAUCCCACAUGUAACUGACUCCGAAAUGCCAGACCAAGGCCCAUCUGAUGAUAAAGGACACAAUGAAGAAAAGCUGUCCCUAGUUUCAAAAAAGAAAGUACAUUCUGGGAGCUCAGACAAUGCUGCCAUUGUCACAAAUGAAGAAAGAUCUGACAGUGCUUUUCCAAACUCUCUGGUAGCAGAAUUUCCUGAAGAACCAGUCUCUGAGAAUUUAUCACCCAAUACUACUUCCUCACUGGAAGAUCAGAGUGAGGAGGGGGUACCCGAGCCCCAGGAAACACCUGCUGCUCUUCCUCAGAGUCCUCUGAUAGAGGUGGAACUUGAAGAUGUGCCAUUUUCACAGAAUGCAGGACAGAAGAACCAGUCAGAGGAGCAGUCUGAAGCAUCUUCUGAGCAACUAGAUCAGUUUACACAGUCAGCAGAGAAAGCUGUGGAUAGCAGCUCAGAGGAGAUAGAAGUGGAAGUGCCUGUGGUAGACAGGCGGAAUUUAAGAAGAAAGGCCAAAGGGCAUAAAGGACCUGCCAAGAAGAAAGCCAAGCUGACAUGAACGAAGAAUGUGUAUGAUAAAUCCUCUUCUUUGUAACAUAGGUGUUUUUUAAACAUGGUAAUUAAUAAACAGCAUGGGGCACAGGACAAAUUCCAGUUUGAACUUAUUUACAGUGCAGGUUUUCUCUUUAGGAACUAGGGUUCGCCAUUCUUUUUAAUUUUUCAGGCUAUUUUCCGUAAGUAAUAAUACCUUAUUUUUAUGAACCACGUUUCAAUUUUGGGAAUCGAGGUUCAAUUAUAUUUUUCUUUAGCAGGUAGAACAUCUAACCAUUAAAAUUUUAAAUAGAAAUUUUAAAACUCCAAAAGUAGUAGGCUUUCAAUGCUUGCAAGGACCACAGAAAUCUUUUCUACUAAGGGUUUUAAUAGUCAAACUUGGUGAGGAUUCUAGAAGUUUUCUUAGGUAUCAAAACUGAUUGCCAUUUUUUAAAAUGUAUGCAUACCUAAACAAAAAUAAGUAUCAGUAAAUAUUACAAGUAAUGAGAGCACAAAAACAGAAUUUUAUGGUCAGUGGUUUAUGAAGAUUAUUUUGGUUUCUACCUCUUAAUGUUAGUCGUAGAUGCAGGCUCUUCAUCUGUGGGAAAGGACACACACAGUCUAGAUUUCUGACUCUGAUCUGAUAUUAACAGUAGUGUUGAGGAUUUAACUGGCACUGGGCACAUAAUUUAAAAUUCCACGUGAAUUAUUAGUUUGCUGCAAUUUUUAUAAUUCACUGUAUAAUCAUAGAUGCUGGCAAGCUUAAGGGGUACACUUUCAUCUUUAAUCUGGUAAACAUCCCAAGUAAUGGAAUUCAGAAUAUACUAAUUUGGACUGUGUUCUUGAUCACAUAUACACUUUUAUUCCUACUCAGUAUCUAUAUUGCAGAAGUUAGGCCCCUUCAUAAGCCUCCUUAAUCCCUCCAGUGCUGAAGUGUUUUACUUCCCUCUAGCUUUCAUCUGCCCCUCUCCAACUCACCAUCAUUCUCCUUUUAAGAAAAGACCUGCCAUCUAACUUGCCAGUUUAUGCCCUUGUGUUCAUUUUGGAGUAGGUUUAGAACUGUACUCUGCCAUCUUUAGAUGCUGUAUGAAAUGUCAUGUAAGAACUUAAGUCUGAUGGUUUCAGGUGUCCGUUUGGUCUGUAUACUCUAGAUGUAUUCUCAGACUAUUGGUUGCAAGCUAGCCUCAUACUUUGUGGCCAUCAUACACACAUUUGUUUGCCUAGGAAAAUGUGGAGAGGGGGAAAAAAUCCUAAACUGUUCAUUGUCUGUAUUAGUUUGUUUUAAAAUGAACAAAAUGGUUGUUAUUAGAAUCCAAAGAGAAUCUCAAAGCCAGUCCUACUUCGGAAAUAUUCUCUGCAUUUUGAUUUGUACUUGAGACUGUUCUGAGACUACUUAGAUUUGUUUUUGAAACUGUUUUGAACCUUACGAGAAAGAACUAUGGAUUUAUGUUGUUUAAAGUCUUCAGCCAGGUGGUCUGUGAUGUCAUGUCAUUACAUUUUAUUUGGUGAGACUGGUAUUUUAGAAAAACCUAAUUUGUUAAAAUCUUUAAGCAGAUAAAACAGUAAACCCUCCUAUGAGAUUAAAACUCACAAUUCCCUUGAAUUUUGGGUCAAAAGAAGUUAGAUUAUUUCAUCCUAAGUAAAAAUGAAAGCACAUUGACUACUGUCCUCAAAAAAAAAAAAAUGCUGUUAAUAAGUGAAAGGAUAUAUAGGAUUAAUUCUGGUGAAGUUGCCAGAUGUUGAUGUUGUUAAUAACACAAGGAAGGAACUAACUGAAGAUUCUAUUAAGAUUCAGAAAAUCAAAUUACCCUUUUCACUUAGUAUACAUUUAAAAUCUUUUAGGUAUUUUGCCUUUUAACUUUUUUAUUUUUUUCUAAUUUUAUGUGUGUGUGUGUGCAUUGCCUGCAUGUAGGUAAGUGCCCAUUUUGCUCUUUUUUAGGAGUAGCUUAUUUACGUUCUUUUUAAAUUACAUUCUUUAAAUGAGUUUUUAAUUGAAAAGACGGCACUCAGUGGCAGCUCAAGAUGUGAAUAGUCUUUUGAGUUAAAGUAUUACUGAGGAUUAACAGUAUAAACUUAUACUUAUUAAACUUGUUUGGUGUACACAGGAAUUUUAAGUAAUUUCAAAACAUUUUGUUCAGCACAAAAGAAAACUCAUUACUUAUUGUCUGUGACAGAAGUUAUUUUUGGAUUUUUAGAUCAUAGAGGAAAACAAACUAGGUCACACAGAAAAAUCCAACUUUCAUAUUCGGUAACAUAAGUUGAUCACAUAAAUUUUCUAACAAAAUUUAUCCUUAGUUGGUAUCCAAAUAAACCUAAUCAGAUAGUUUUUGUAAGGCAUUAGAAAAGCAUUCAGGAUCAGAGGACUGCAGUGAUUCCAACCAACUUGCUGUUCUAAUUCAAUCACAUUCUACAUAGUCCUUUGUGAACAAGUAUUUUCUGUCUAGGAGUCAUGUCUGUGGAGGAGGCAGCUCACUUCUUGUGUAUAUACCUGUAUAUUUUCUUAUGUAAUAUAAAGCAGGUGGUAAUUAGCAAAGUUUUAGUUCUACUACCAAGUUAAUUACUAAACCUCACAAAAAUUAAGAAUUUUAUUGUAAAGCUCCUUCACAACUUUUAAAGAUGAAAGAGGUUCUGUCAUAAUUUUUUAUGAAAUCAAGUAGCAUGACUUAGAAUAUCAUCAGUCUUCUAUUUAAAGAUGUCAUGUUUUCAUUGGUUCAGACAAAAGUGAAGAGAAUACCAUCUACCCAUUAAUUGUGUACUUUUAACAGAGUACCAGAAUGUCACCAAAAAUGGUUUGUGACUUGAGUAAUAUACCCUGAAAGUUCAUGAUCACAUCAAAUUAAGCCUCUUCUACCAACUACUGUGUGCUUCUAUGUUCUUUUUCCUUUGGGAUUACCGUCUAAGGUUUGGUCACACCAGCAAACUGAAACAGAUUUUAAUGUAAAUAAAGAAGUUUACUAACAUUAUUCAUCUAUGUAACAGUAUUUUAGAAAGGAGUUUCUGACUUUUAUGUCCACUAGUAGCAAGCAAUAUGGUGUUUCUGGUGUGAUCCAGUCUUUAAUGUGUGGUUUGUUAAAGGCAUCAUGCUUGUUUUCAUACUUAGUAUGAAGCUUUUUUGGCACAAGAUAGUUUUCUUUUUAGUUGUAAAAAAUAAGCAGACAUAUUUCAGUACCCACUGGCUAAUUGAAGUCAGAAAUUUUCCUUUCACCGUCUGUAACUAAAGCUAAUAAAACCAUACAUUAGCCAUUUUUAUCCCUAGUGGCAAAAUGUUAAGAUCUAAUUGUAAGAAAGGUUCAGUUUUUUCUGAAAUUAUUGUAUUGGAUGGUCAUUCCCAAGGAACCAACCUCCCUCUUCCUAAGUAUCUACAUGUGUUCUAAAACUUCCAUUGUUUAUAAAACCUAGGAAAAAAUGUUAAAGUAUUCAGAGUAUCCAGUCUUUACUAAAGAACCCAAGGUUUGUUUACUUGGUAGUUUUUUUUUUAAACAUUUAAAAGUAGUAAUUAAACCUCUAUUUUGUGACUGUUUUCUGAUCUGUUUUAAAUUCUUUUCUUCCAAUUUCAUUCCAAUACUGUGUUAGACAUUGAAUGAUUCUGUUAAAGGCACAACUAAUCACAUUGACUGUAGUUUGAAGACAGACUUAAAAAAAAAAUAAACAAUUUAAAGCAAUGUGGUGAUUAUAGAUUAAUGUAAUAUACUGACAUUUUCUAAAGCUCAAAGCCAUGACUAUAUGAUCCAUUAUCACAAAAGAGCUUUAAGUUACAACUCCCAAAUAUGACCUUUUAAUCUAAGUAACUGCAAAUUUCUCUUCAGAGCACUGGUGCAGAUUCUAGAAUUAUGUAAACCAAUUUUUUUAUGUCAUUAUGAAAGUGCAAAUGUACUCUUCUAUAUUUACAACAUAGGAAAAGCUAAAUAUAUUUGAGUUCACUGACACUGCAGAAAGGAUUAAUUACAAGUGAAAAAAUGUUAAAGAGUGCUGAAAUUUCAGUCUAACAUACUUUCUCUCAGAUACUUUUAGUGUACAUUAUAAACUUGUAGCAUGUUAAUGCUACAUUUUUUUAGGAUUAAUGGCAGUGAGGUGGAAAAUAUUUCAGCAAAUUUCGUAGCCUACCCUGGAAUUGUGCAUUAACCUUUACGAGUAUGUUCAACUACUACUGGUAG
Molecule: messenger RNA, 6518 nt
Organism: Nannospalax galili (Upper Galilee mountains blind mole rat)
Lineage: Eukaryota; Metazoa; Chordata; Mammalia; Rodentia; Spalacidae
Gene: Fam169a
Product: family with sequence similarity 169 member A
Exons: 13
Coding region: 386-2392 (668 amino acids)
Source: RefSeq, a predicted model, not a curated record